This is a messenger RNA of Leptinotarsa decemlineata (Colorado potato beetle), 1217 nucleotides long. RefSeq names its product lipase member J. The record is from RefSeq and is a predicted model, not a curated record. Gene Ontology annotation, molecular function: hydrolase activity, acting on ester bonds. NCBI's taxonomy places the organism in Eukaryota, Metazoa, Arthropoda, Insecta, Coleoptera, Chrysomelidae. Gene Ontology annotation, biological process: lipid metabolic process.
AUGAAUCCAUCUUGUUUUCUUUAUCAUAAUUAUGCGGUUAAAUGUCGUAACCCUGGAAAGUACAAUUUGAAUAGUACUGAAAUCAUUUCCAACUGGGGAUACACAGCUGAGGAGUAUAAUAUCUACACCAAAGACGGAUACCAGAUCUCUGUAAUUCGAGCUUAUAAGAACAUCACUCGUAGAACCCCUAUCGUUAUGGGACAUGGUAUCCUGGUCAAUGCUCUGUCUUGGGUUUAUAGAAAAAAUAAGUCAUUGGCGUUCCAUUUAGGUGAAAGAGGUUACGAUGUAUGGAUGAUAAAUUUCAGAGGAACAAUUUACAGCACAGACCACAAAUUUUUUAGAAACAAUGAAAGGAAAUAUUGGAGUUUCAGCUUCCAUGAGAUGGGUGUUUAUGAUAUCGCUUCGACUCUAGAUUUGGUAGUGGCAAAAACGAAAAAGAAGUCUAUUUAUUUAGGGUUCUCUCAGGGAUCUACAGCCAGUUAUGUGUAUGGUACCAAACUACCGGAUCUAGCACAGAAGAAUUUGAAGGCAAUUAUUUCAAUAGGCCCAGUUGCAUAUUUGAAUCAUAUUAGGUUUUAUGUGAAAAUUCUAGCGAAGUUCACAGAUCUCUUGAAAAAAAUAGGAUACCUACUUUUACACGGCAGAAUUCCAUUGCCUACAUCACUUCUGUAUAAUUUUUGUGGGCUUUAUGCCUGGCAGUUACAUUCCUGUGCAAUACUCAGGAGCUACUUAUUUGGAAAUGAUUUGGAACAAGUGGAUGUGUUGUAUUAUCGACUCAUUCUCCUCCUUCUGGGAGAUUCUACUGGAGUAGAUGUUUUGGUUCAUUACGCCCAGAUACUAGAAUCAGGAGAGUUUCGUGAACAAAGUUUCGGAGUGACUUCCAACUUAGAGAGAUAUGGCCAGGAGACUCCACCCCACUACAAUUUAUCUCGAAUUCCUGUUCCUGUAUUUCUAAUCGCUGGAAAGAAAGAUGACAUAGCGAGCGCCGAAGAUGCUAAGCUUAUCUACUCCCAACUAAAUGAUAGAAGCAAAAGUGGGAUCCAUAUCCUAGAAUACGAGAAGUUUGCUCACAAUGAUUUCAUCGAGUCUACAAAUGUGAGAGAUUUACUCUAUGGUACACUUCAGGAGGCUGUAGACAAAUUUGAAUAUUCAUGAUGUGAUUGAACGACCAUUGUGCGUUGAAAGUUCCUCUUAUAUUUUGAAUAAAUAUAUAUUUU